AUGGAUUCUGCCUCAGUCGAUGAUCGGAGAGAACACAUAAAUGGCAUGCACAAGAUUGACCAGGCGCCAGCCGAUCUCCACGCUGGACGCCGGCGUAUCCCUGACAGAUUCCCACCUGUCGCACUACUGAUCCUUGUUGUCGAGCUUGGCGAGCGGUUCACUUACUUUGGCCUCAGUGGUCCAUUGCAGAAUUAUAUUAAUAACCCCUAUGUUCCUGGCUCAGAUCUCCCCGGUGCGCUAGGCAAAGGGCAAGCAGUCGCAUCAGCCCUCGGAAACUUUUUCAAAUUCUGGGCUUACGCAUCUACCAUAAUUGGCGCGAUCGUUGCAGACCAAUAUGUCGGCAAAUUCAAAGCCAUCACAAUCUCUCUAGGAGUCUACAUCGUUGGCUUGACCAUCCUGGUCGCUACCGCAACACCAGUCAGUAUUCAGAGUAACACUGGCUUUGGCGGUUUGGUUGCUGCGAUGGUCAUAAUUGGCCUGGGAACCGGUGGAAUCAAGGCCAACGUGACCCCCAUGUGCGCCGAGCAAUACCAGAAUGCGGAACCAGUUCUGAAGACGCUGGACACAGGUGAGAUCGUGGUUGUUGACCCCGAAUUAACCAUACAGCGACUCUUCAUGUGGUUCUACUGGGUCGUCAACGUCGGUGCCCUCUCGCCCUUGGUCACAGUUAAUAUUGAGGCCAAGGCAUCUUUCUGGCUUGCAUAUUUGAUUCCAUUAAUCGCAAUAUGUCUCUCUGCUAUUGUUUUCCUAUCCGGCCAGAAGCGAUAUGUCAAGGUCCUUCCACAGGGGUCCGCCAUUAUAGAUGCGUGCAAAGUCCUGAACAUUGUUCGGCAGGAGAAACACUUCCAUGAUGCAAAGCCCUCAUCUCUUGAGGCUGCCGGUCGCUUGAGCAAGUACCCAUUUGCAUCUUCAUUACGCUACACAGAUCAAUACGUUUCAGACGUCCGUCGGGGGUUUAGAAGUUGCAGAAUGUUUGUCUUUCUUCCAUUCUACUUCAUUUGUUGGAUCCAGAUUUGGAACAAUCUUAUCUCACAGGCUGGUCAAAUGGCGCUGCAUGGAACACCCAACGACCUUCUACAAAACCUAGAUCCAAUCGCCUUGUGUAUUUUCAUUCCACUUCUUGACUUGGGCCUUUAUCCAUUCCUGCGCAAAUUCAAAAUCAACUUCAGCCCAGUCCGUCGGAUCUUUACCGGUUUCUUGCUUGUUUCAGCCUCCAUGGUCUACGCGAGCGUGUUACAACACUUCAUCUACAUAUCACCAACUAAAAGUAUACACGUGUGGAUUCAGGCUCCUGCGUAUAUAUUUGUCGCUAUCUCCGAAGCUUUUGUUAUCGUAACUGGCUUGGAACUUGCCUUCACACACGCUCCAAAAAAUCUGAGAUCUUUUAUCUCUGCCUUGUUUUGGCUCAUGAUCGGUAUUGCGGCAGCGAUUUGUAUUGGUCUCACUCCGGUAUCACAGGACCCUUAUCUUGUAUGGAUGUAUGGAUCCCUAGGGAUUGUGGGCUUCGUUGCUGGGUGUGUCUUUUAUAUAUCUUUCAGGAAAGGUGCAUCACUUGAUCCGGACACUCUAGAUAUUGUGCAAGGGGUCGAAGGAAAUAGGGAGGAGGUUUUACAGGUUGCCGACUGUGGUAAACAUAGUGGAGCAUAA
This is a messenger RNA of Penicillium canescens, 1647 nucleotides long. Its product is annotated as Major facilitator superfamily domain general substrate transporter. The transcript is spliced from 8 exons. The coding region runs from base 1 to 1647 and encodes 548 amino acids. Gene Ontology annotation, cellular component: fungal-type vacuole; plasma membrane. Gene Ontology annotation, biological process: oligopeptide transport; transmembrane transport. Gene Ontology annotation, molecular function: tripeptide transmembrane transporter activity; dipeptide transmembrane transporter activity. The record is from RefSeq and is a predicted model, not a curated record. Lineage: Eukaryota; Fungi; Ascomycota; Eurotiomycetes; Eurotiales; Aspergillaceae.